CCCAUGUGCCGUCCUCUUUGUUUACGUCUCCAUGCUUCCACUGGUAACCCCGUGUUUAACGUCACAAUGCAACGAAUUGUGGAUAAUUCCCCUGGACAAAGUCUGCAGACGUGUUCUUACGGAAAGGGUUUAUGAAGGACUCGCAUAUCUGCGAGAGAACCGUCAAACACUCGAUGACUUGACAGCGGGACAAUCCUAAAACUCUCACGGAUUUUACGGGAGCGCGCUUCAAACUCCGUAAAUGUGGAGAUUGUGCCUAUGGUUUGAACGUGUCGGCAGGCACGCGCCCACCCAAAACAGCUGACUGUUGAUGCUACAAGCUACACGGCUAACAUCCACGUGACAUUCCUGCCGGAUCAUGUGAUCGAUCUACAUCCUGCACACUCCGGUCGACAACUUUUUUCCCCCCAGCGAAUCCCAAACAAACGAUCAUGGCGGAUUAUGAAGAGCGGCAGAGCCUGCUGGGAGAUGGCGACGAGGGGUUGUCCGCGGACGGACGUACAGUCGGAGGACCCGGCAGACCGAUGCCGGCCAUCUGCGACCCCAGCCACAUACUGCACCGAGUGGUUGUCCUGAUGUUCAUGUGCCUCCUGGGAUUCGGAAGCUACUUCUGUUAUGACAACCCGGCUGCUCUUCAAUCUGAAGUCACCCAGGACCUGAACCUGAACACUGCAAAGUUCAUGCAGCUGUACUCCUGGUACUCGUGGCCCAAUGUGGUGCUCUGCUUCUUUGGGGGAUUCCUGCUCGACAGAGUUUUUGGCAUCAGGCUGGGGACCAUCAUCUUUUCACUCUUCGUCUGUGUUGGACAGGUAAUAUUUGCUACUGGAGCUUUACUGAAUCGUUUCUGGCUGAUGGAAGCUGGACGUUUCGUGUUUGGUAUUGGAGGAGAGUCCUUGGCCGUGGCCCAGAACACCUAUGCAGUCAACUGGUUUAAAGGAAAAGAGCUCAAUCUGGUGUUUGGCCUUCAGCUGAGCAUGGCUCGCCUGGGCAGCACAGUGAACAUGAACAUCAUGGGCUGGGUGUACACCAAAGUGGCAGACCUCGUCGGCUCUCCUGGAUACACCACGCUAGGCAUUUCGCUCAUGAUAGCUGGUGUGACCUGCCUGUUUUCACUCAUAUGUGCUUUGGUGUUGGGAUUCCUUGACAAAAGAGCAGAGAGAAUCCUCCACAAAGAAAAAGGCGAAACAAGUGAGGUGAUCAAGCUGACAGACGUGAAAGACUUCCCCUUCCACCUGUGGCUCAUCUUCAUCAUUUGCGUGUGCUACUAUGUUGCUAUUUUCCCCUUUAUCGGACUGGGACAGGUGUUCUUCAUUGAAAAAUUCAACUUCUCCCCAGCUGGAGCCAGAGCUGUUAACAGCAUUGUGUACAUCAUCUCAGCCCCUGCAUCUCCACUUCUGGGCUUGAUGGUUGAUAAGACGGGGAAGAAUGUGAUUUGGGUAAUGAUUGCUGUGGUCGGCACACUCGCCGCUCACAUGAUGCUGGCCUUCACCUUCUGGAACCCAUGGAUCGCCAUGUCCCUGCUGGGUGUCUCCUACUCCCUUCUGGCCUGUGCCCUUUGGCCCAUGGUGGCCUUUGUGGUACCCGAGCAUCAGCUGGGGACAGCCUAUGGCUUCAUGCAGUCCAUCCAGAACUUGGGCCUGGCGCUCAUUGCCAUGGGAGCAGGAGCCAUCCUAGACACAAGAGGAUACCUGGUUUUGGAAGUCUUUUUCUGCAUCUGCAUCUGCUUUGCACUGAUGGCAGUGGUGAUGCUGUACUUUGUGGAUUACCUCAGAGGAGGAGAUUUGAACCGGUCGGCCACAGCCAGAGCCAAGCUCCAGAAAGAAGCCACUUCAGACUCCGAAUGAGGAUUAUGAGGGAACACACGAAGGCCACCCCAAGAGCUGUCAAUCAACUGCCACUGGGCGGGACUACUGACUCCUCCCAGUGCUGGCACCUGUGGCGCUUCCCAUCAGAUCUGACCACCUGGUCCCGGUUGUUACAUAACCAACCUUGUACUAAUAGCUUAUUAUGUCCUUAUCAGGACACUGACAAAUGACACAUCUCAGUUUGGACUCCACAGUUUCUCAUAUUGGCUUCAUCUCCUUCAAUAUUCACUCGCCACUAUGUGUUUUUAUUCCCCUCUGCCUGUGCGUGUCAAAGUCUCAUCAGUUACUGAAGAAAGUUAAGAUGUUUCCAAAGUGUUUCAAACUAAAAGAUAAGACUCGUAUCCUGUAGAAAGGUGCCUAUUUAUGAUAAAUAGCGCUUGAUAUUAUGACACGCUAAUUCAACUCACUAUAUAAGAUUCAUCUAUUAAUUUACUUGUUCUAAAUGUAAAUAGGGUAAUUUUGUGGAUGUUUUUAUAUGUUUGUUUUCACAAAUUGUUUCCAGAAGUGCUCCGUUGCCGUAUUGCAGAGAACUCAGCAGUUGAUGUACAUAUCAGUUGUCAGCAUUCGUAAUAAUUGCCAACCAAAAUCCUCCUUACUGGGCUUUCCUUAGUGAGUACUUAUUCAAUUUUAAUCAUAUGCGUCAUUGACCUUCUAUGGUGCAAAAUCUCAAAUAAAGAGCAUAGCUCUUUAUUUUUUAAGUCUUUAUUGCUUAAUUAUUUUAUUUCUUAAUUCCUUUAUCUGCUCUUUGCUGGUCUCGGGGGUGCAUAAAAAUGUAUUUUAUGUUGCGUCAUGAAAUGGUACAUUACUAUAAUGAUAAAAAAGAUAAGAAAUAUAGAAAGGCUUUAGAAUGCAGUUCCCUGUGAAAUGAUAUUAGCAGUUUCAACUUUUUACAAACUGUUUUAUAAAAUGUGACCUUUUUUAAAGAAUCAGUUCAACUUAUGAAUUAUGUUUUAUAGACUAUCUUUUACUCGUUUAUCAAGCUCGGGUAAUUAACUUGUUGUAAGCACUGCCCCCAAGUUGUCGCUUGCUUCAUCUGAACGGUGAGACGAAAAAUGAAUGCACUGUUUAACCCUCACCAUUCCAGUGAUGUAGGAAAACAUUUGUCUCCCUGUGUUCUUAUCGCAGACUGUGGCUCAUACUCACUACCUCAGUUGGGAAAAUGUUAUCAAAAUGUUAAGAGUAACUUAACACCCCCUGAAAAUCAAGUUCAACUUCCCACUUUGUUGCGGUGAUGUAGAAGUGUA
Molecule: messenger RNA, 3109 nt
Organism: Anarrhichthys ocellatus (wolf-eel)
Lineage: Eukaryota; Metazoa; Chordata; Actinopteri; Perciformes; Anarhichadidae
Gene: mfsd1
Product: major facilitator superfamily domain containing 1
Exons: 16
Coding region: 432-1844 (470 amino acids)
Biological process (GO): transmembrane transport
Cellular component (GO): lysosome
Molecular function (GO): transmembrane transporter activity
Source: RefSeq, a predicted model, not a curated record